AUGGACGCUUCAAUCGAUCUCUCAGACGCCUCCAAGGCCUUGGACCUGGAGAAUAUUCGCUUUCAACUUAUCCGCUUGGAAGAUACCAUAACCUUCCAUCUUAUCGAAAGAGUGCAGUUCCCUCUUAACCGGCGAAUAUACAUCCCCGGAGCUGUUAAGAUCCCCGGAAGCGAGCUCAGUCUGAUGGACUAUGUCCUCAGUGAGCAGGAGCGUCUCCAGUCGCGCGUGCGUCGAUACCAGUCGCCCGAUGAAUACCCAUUCUUUCCCGAAGUGCUGGAGACUCCCAUCCUGCAGCCGCUUCAGUAUCCCAAGAUCCUGCACGAGAACGACGUCAAUGUGAACGAUGUGAUCAAAUCACGGUAUAUCAACGAGAUACUCCCUUCUCUAUGUAAAUCCAGAGACAGGGGUGAGGCCCAGGAGAACUAUGGCUCUUCAGCAACCAGCGAUGUGAACUGCCUGCAAGCCCUGUCCAGGAGGAUCCAUUUCGGUAAAUUCGUCGCCGAGUCAAAGUUCUUGGCCGAAACGGAGAAGUUCGUCAAGCUGAUCAAGGCUGAGGAUCGCGAUGGCAUCGAGGACGCCAUCACAAACACUAAAGUAGAGAAGAUGGUACUGGACCGUCUACGAUUAAAGGCAAAGACAUACGGAAGAGACCCUGCAAAUCCUAACGAUGGCAAGUCCAAAAUUGAUUUCGAGGCCGUUGUCUCCAUGUACAAGUAUAGCGUUAUCCCUGUGACAAAGAUCGUCGAGGUAGAAUACCUAAUGCAGAGGCUGAAAGGAACCGAGUGGGAAGACUGA
This is a messenger RNA of Microsporum canis CBS 113480, 795 nucleotides long. Its product is annotated as chorismate mutase. The record is from RefSeq and is a predicted model, not a curated record. The coding region runs from base 1 to 795 and encodes 264 amino acids. Gene Ontology annotation, molecular function: chorismate mutase activity. Gene Ontology annotation, biological process: chorismate metabolic process; aromatic amino acid biosynthetic process. The transcript is spliced from 3 exons. Gene Ontology annotation, cellular component: cytoplasm. Lineage: Eukaryota; Fungi; Ascomycota; Eurotiomycetes; Onygenales; Arthrodermataceae.